Messenger RNA from Tachysurus vachellii, 1120 nucleotides. It is a transcript of the gene tm4sf4, whose product is annotated as transmembrane 4 L six family member 4. Gene Ontology annotation, cellular component: membrane. The coding region runs from base 133 to 723 and encodes 196 amino acids. Lineage: Eukaryota; Metazoa; Chordata; Actinopteri; Siluriformes; Bagridae. The transcript has 5 exons. The record is from RefSeq and is a predicted model, not a curated record.
UAUGCCUUUGUUCAGAUCAACGGGGACCAGAAGUUGGAAAGCGAGCCUGGAAUAGAGGAGAGUUUAAGAUAAAGAUUUUGGACUUCUUGGACUUUUUUCAAUUUUGAAACACACAAACAAAAAGACUGAACCAUGUGUUCUGGGAAUUUUGCAAGGUGUUUAGGUAUCACCCUCAUUCCUUUAGCUAUCCUUUGCUUUCUCUGCAACAUCCUGCUGCUUUUCCCUGGAGGUAAACCUGCUAAGAGCAAUGAUGAUGUUACAGAUGAAGCCUGGUACUUCGGAGGAAUAAUCGGCUCUGGAGUCUUGAUGAUUUUCCCAGCACUGGUUUUCUUGGGACUGAAAACUAACGAUUGCUGCGGCUGUUGCGGCAAUGAGAGCUGUGGAAAAAGAUGUGCGAUGUUUUUCUCCAUUAUAUUUGCUGCAGUUGGUCUUUUGGGAGCUGGUUAUUCUUUCAUUGUGUCGGCGGUUGCGAUCAAUCGAGGGCCUAAGUGUUUAACAAAUGGCACAUAUCAAUACCCAUUCAGUCAGGGUGACUACCUAUCCAACAAAACGAUGUGGGAUGAAUGCAAGGAGCCUGCAGGCAUUGUGACGUGGCACCUAACACUCUUCUCCAUGCUGUUGAUUAUGGGUUUGGUUCAAAUGGCACUGUGUGCAUUUCAGGUCAUCAACGGCCUGAUCGGCACCAUCUGCGGAGACUGCUGCGGAUGUUGCGGGGGCUCCUGAACUGAAUAAGUCUCCGGAAAAGUGAUGAAAAUUUUGAAGAUAACAGGAAUAUUGAAGAGUUUUUUUUAUCUACAUUUUCCAGAUCUUGUUUUGUUUUUAGAUUUAGUUUUUUUUUUUUUAUUCGUGUCAUACAGACAUUGUUGUACAGGUUUACAGAUGACAGCAUGCCUCUUUUGCCUGAUGGCAUGCCUCAUGAAGGCAAAAGAUUAAUGUGUUAUUUAUAUGCAACGUUUAAUGUUCAUUAUCAAUCACAUUUUAAUGAAAAAAAACUUUGCUUUGCUAAAUAUGUACUAUAAAUUGUUGUAGGAAUCACUUUUUUCACACAAUUGUGUCAUCAAUUAUUGACACAAGGUUUGAUAUUAAAUCUAUUCUUCAAUAAUAAAUUGAUCAACGCUAA